Macadamia integrifolia is the source of this 1269-nucleotide messenger RNA. RefSeq names its product ankyrin repeat-containing protein At5g02620-like. Gene Ontology annotation, cellular component: plasma membrane. NCBI's taxonomy places the organism in Eukaryota, Viridiplantae, Streptophyta, Magnoliopsida, Proteales, Proteaceae. Gene Ontology annotation, molecular function: protein phosphatase 1 binding; protein phosphatase regulator activity. The transcript has 2 exons. The record is from RefSeq and is a predicted model, not a curated record. The coding region runs from base 1 to 1269 and encodes 422 amino acids.
AUGGAUCCUGCUCUGUAUAAAGCUGUAAUAGAAGGUAACUCAACUUUGCUCUCCCAAGUUUUAAAGGCAGAGCUAGCAGAGGAAGAUGAUCUCCACCACCAACAACAAAGUGAUGAUCAGCACAACGACGAUGAUCUCCUCCGCAUCGCCGACGCCGACUCGAACGGCGAAGUUGUGAGGGACACUCUCCUCUACACCGCCGCUAACUACAACAACGUCCCAGUUGUGAGGGUAAUCCGCGAAAACCAACCAACAAGUAUACUCAGAAGCAAGAACUACAGAGAAGACACAGCACUCCACAUUGCUGCACGCCAUAAUAAUGCCGAGGUCGUCAAGUAUCUAUUGGAUUGGGCCAAGGAAAUAAAGAACAGAGAUGGGAACACAGCCUUGCAUGAAGCUGUUCUUCGACGUCACCGUGAGGUGAUUGAGGUGUUGAUGGAGUCGGACAAAUAUCUCAUCUUCAUGAAAAAUAAUCGCAGAGAAUCACCACUUUAUUUGGCUGCUGACCGUGGGUUGCACGUUGUGCUGGAGAAGAUGUUGAAAGUUGCAUUGGAAGAUGAAAAUUUCAACAAGAAGAAGAAAGAUUUACGUAUCUUUGAUGGCCCUGACGGCAGGACACCUUUGCACGCAGCCAUAGCAAAGAAGCAAACAUGGUUGCAGCCAUCUGGUCCACCUUCUCCAAUUAUUGUGGAAAAUAAGUCAAGAACAGAUACUCAAAAUAUAUGCAAUUACAAAGGGAGGUUCAAUACUCUAGUGCUUGUAGCAAAUCUGAUCUGCAGGGUCACCUUCCCUGCGGGUUUUACAGUCCCUGGAGGUUUAAAUGUUGAUGGCCCAUACAAAGGCAUGGCUACCUUGUUAAGGAAGCCUGCAUUCAAUGUUUUCGUCAUCUGCAAUACCAUGGCUUUGUAUCUGUCUAUCGUGGUUGUGGUGAACAACAUCUGUGCACAGUUGGCUGACAUUCAUGUCUUCAUUCUUGUGGCAAAAUUUAGCUCACCAUUGUUGGGUUUAGCUCUCAUUAUGAUGGCUGUGGCAUUUGCAGCGGGUUUGUACUCGGUCAUAGUUAAACUCCAGUGGCUAGCCACAGUGGUUUUGGUCAUUGGAUCCAUUUUUCUUUUCUAUAUGGUAUAUUUCCUUGCUCUAAUCAAUGUCCCAUAUAAGUUCAAUUACCUUGUUCCACGGUACAUCUCCUGGAGGUUCUAUCUUUUGAUCUGCAAAAUUGAUAGGAUCUUUGACAACAUAGAUUGGUUAUCUGGGGUUAAAGAGGUUUGA